Molecule: messenger RNA, 678 nt
Organism: Miscanthus lutarioriparius
Lineage: Eukaryota; Viridiplantae; Streptophyta; Magnoliopsida; Poales; Poaceae
Source: the annotation of a GenBank genome assembly
AUGGAGCCGGUGGACGGCGAGGACGACGAUUUCCUCGACCAGCAACCAGACCAAGGUGACGAUUUCAUGUCCGACGAUGACGAUUUCGUUCACCAGCAGCCGGGGCAAGGGGAGGAGGACUACUUUAUGUCCGACGACGACGACGAUUACUGGUCGACCGACGACGAUGACGAUUACUGGUUGACGCAAGGUGACGACGACGACUUCAUGUCCGACUACGACGACGAGGAGGAGGAGGAGUACCCCUUCCCCGUGCACGCGCCGGCAGCAGCGGCGUCCGAGGCGGCGAUCGCGGCGCUGGAGGCGGCCGAGGCGCCGGCCGACGACUGCUGCCCCGUCUGCCUGCAGGACGGCGGGGAGGCGCCGGAGCCGGAGCCGGCGUCGCGGCCGUGGAGCCGAGUCGCGCCGUGCGGGCACCGGUUCCACGCCGCGUGCGUGGAGAAGUGGCUGAGGGUGAAGCUAGCCUGCCCCGUGUGCCGGUUCCCGGCUGCACCCGCCGCCGCGUGCCGCCGUGACGCUGCGCCGGAGCCCCCGCCCCCGCGCCCGAUCCCGGACAUCGUGGAGGAGUUCUUGGCGCUGGGUUACGAGGAGUCUCUCGUGUUCGACAAGAGCCCGCGAUGGAUGGAAUACAUGGCCGACCUUCACCAGGAAUUCUUCCCUUCGGCCGGUGCAGCCUGA